Clonostachys byssicola is the source of this 3840-nucleotide messenger RNA. Lineage: Eukaryota; Fungi; Ascomycota; Sordariomycetes; Hypocreales; Bionectriaceae. The record is from the annotation of a GenBank genome assembly.
AUGUCCAUGGAUACCCAGCUUGUUGAGCGUGCCGAGUCCCUGAUAUUAGGCGCAGGGCGUCAAUAUGGCAUCAAUUCCGAACGUGAUUCUGUUCGACGCGCCUUGAGGGACCCGGAUCACGGUCCUGCCUUUGCGCAAUGGGCGAUCAAUCAUCUCGGCCCAGACAACCUUCUCACGCCAGAUGAGAUGUCAACCUAUACUACGUUGGAUAAGACUGGGCAAGUAGAUAAGCUUGCAGCGCUACAUGACCUGGCCGAGGUUCAAGCCGUGAGCGAGGACGACAUCAGGAUUGCUAUAGAUGAGCUGAACCGAUCGACUGAAGCGAUCACCAAGCAAACCGAAACGUUGCGGCAGCAGCAAGAUGCAUUUUCACGCUUAAUUAAGAAAGCCUCCGAUAGCUCCGCCCGCAGAGAAACAUUUGAAGUUGAGCGGCAGCGGAAAGCAAACACGGAACACAAAUAUGUCUCUGCAGAGGUCGAGGAUCUAGCACAGAGCGUGGGCUUUCGUGUAUCCGAGCUGAAGCAACAAGGAGAUGAAUCUGGUCGCAACUUGAGUGCGACGGUCGAGGGCAUACUUGCAUCAGAUGACAAGCUACUAUCAAGUCUACAGAAACUUGGAUGGGAACUGGAUCAGCAAGAUCCCGAAGAAGCUGGCAAGAUUGACAAGCUUCGGGAAAUCAGUAUAAGGUUGAUUAAAAUCACGGUCGAAACUCUGCGCACAAAAUUGGACAGAGUCUACCUCGAUGCGCUGACCAAUGCUGAGCGGUCUGGUGAGGCUCGAGCAACAACGGGAGAGGAAGUGAGGGCGUUGGAAGAGGAGCUGGAAUCUCUCUAUUCCGAGAUCUUUCCUGUAGCCCAGAUGUCCGUUGAACAACAGUAUCUGGAUCCUGCUUCCAAGUCAAUUGGCGGCCGAAGUGGCCAGAGCAUGCAGCGAUCUGUAGCUGCUUUUACCUACAUUUUACAAUGCCUCGAUUAUCUAAAUGACCGCGGCGAGCGGUUGAAGCAAGCCAUCGAUACCUUUAGGUCUCAUCAAGCUACCUCGACGUCCAUAAUCAGCAUGGCCAAGGACGAGUUGUCAGCACCCGACCAUAAGCCCAGACGGUCGAUGAAACCAAUCGUACCCAUAUCUCCAGUUCGCAAAGCUCCAACUGCCCGCCCACGGGGAAACACAGACUCUCGCUCACGAAGACGGUCCUCUGGCAUCAUGGACGAGCCCCCGGUCGAGACCCUUCUUCAAAAUCUUGCGAUUCUGUUUCCAAUUGAAGCCGAGACGUUCAGCGACGCAAAGAUUGCCGUACUUAAGAGGGUCCUCGCGGAACGAACCACUAAAGAAAACGAUGUUGCACUCAGCCUCCAAGAGAGUUUUGAAGCAACCGCAUCAUCACAUCUAAAUGAUGUCGCCCUAGCUAUCCAGCUCUUGAAAGAUACCGUCUUGGCUGAGAGCCCCUACAACGAGGUCAAGCUCGUGGACUCAGAUAUAGAGUCUUCUAUAUCCGUUCUACGGAGCGAGGUGCGGCAAGUUGUUGAUGGACUCGAGCGAGCUGAUGCGAAGAAAAUGGCCAUCAAGAGGAGUGAAAAGAAGGAGGAGUUUUUACGAAGACCAAUCCUCUUCCGCCCUGAUGCGAAACGCUGGAUAGCGCCCGCCGCUGAGGAUGCUGCGGAACUGGCCUUCAGGUUCCACCAAACUCUUCCUCAGUAUCAGCCUUCACCACUGGUGUCGCUGGACAAGGUUGCUGAGGAACUUGGUCUCGGCGCCAUCUUUGUGAAAUACGAGGGUAAUCGCUUUGAUCUUCCGUCAUUCAAAAUUCUAGGCGCCUCGUGGGGUACUUUCCGUGUAGUGUGCCAGAAACUUGGAAUUGGAGCGGAAGCAAGCCUCGAGACAGUGACGAAGGCCUUAGCUCAUGAGAACUUCACCCUCUACGCCGCCACCGAUGGCAAUCACGGGCGGGCAGUAGGUCGCAUGGGCGCGAUCCUCGGCAUUCCUGUCGAGAUCCAUAUCCCUGCAAGCAUGCCUCAGCCUACGGUCGAGCUCAUCGAAAAAGAAGGUGCUCGGAUUGUCCGCUCUAAUGGGAACUAUGAUGAUGCGAUUGCCGCUGCUUAUGCCGCAGCGACAUCGACGUCCCAAGGUCUAUUUAUUCAAGAUACCGCCUUUAGUGGCUAUGAGGAAAUACCUACGUGGAUUGUCCAGGGCUAUCAAACCAUGAUGUUAGAGCUGGACAGCCAGUUGGGAGGUCGUAACGCUGACCUUGUUAUAUGCCCGGUCGGUGUUGGAUCUUUUGCUCAGGCAGUUGUCUCGCAUGUGAAGCAAGACGGCAGAGCCACGUCUAUGGUGACUGUUGAGCCAGAUAGCGCCGCUUGCUUGUGGAAGUGCUUGCGCAAGGACCAAUUUGCCCCAAUUGACACUUCGCCUACCAUCAUGGCAGGUCUGGACUGUGGUACAGUUUCCACGACUGCAUGGCCGCUUCUCCAGAGUGGCGUCGAUGCCAGUUUGACGGUAUCUGAUUAUGAGUCACAUGUGGCAGUAGAGGAGCUUAAGGCAAUGGGCGUCCUCGCUGGUCCAUGUGGCGCAUCACCUUUGGCGGCUCUUCGUCGUCUUAGCGACCAAGAUAAAGAAAGCCUCGGUCUUACCAAGAGUUCAACUGUUGUUUUACUCUGCACCGAAGGCUCGCGAGAAUACAAUGUUCCUCUCGAUGUUUCUUCUGAUGAUCCCGUUGCUCUAACACAAACGCUGGUUCAAAUUGAUUCGUCCAACCCAAGUUUGGGUUCCACGCCCGGACCUGGUGAAACUGCCGUGGCUCGAUAUAUCACACACUGGCUAGAGCACCGCGAUAUUGAGAAUCACCUGGUAGAGCCAACACGCGGUCGUCCAUCCAUCGUGGGUGUCGUUCGUGGAAGCGGUGGAGGGAAAAGUCUCAUGUUCAAUGGCCACAUUGACACAGUCACAAUACUGGGUUACGACGGAGAUCCGCUAAGCGGCAAGAUUGCAGAUGGGAGACUCUACGGCCGUGGAUCUGCGGACAUGAAAUGUGGUGUGGCAGCUGCCAUGGUAGCACUAGCAAGAUCAAAAACGCUGGGUCUGCGUGGUGAUGUUAUUUUUACGGGAGUUUCUGACGAAGAAGCAGCAAGCAUUGGGACAGAAGAAGUCCUAGCGGCUGGUUGGAGAGCUGACGGUGCGGUUGUCAGUGAGCCCACUAAUCUCAGAAUUGUCAACUCCCAUAAAGGUUUUGUUUGGAUCGAGGUUGAUAUCCACGGAGUUGCGGCGCAUGGGUCUCGUGCAGACCUGGGAGUUGAUGCCAUCUGCAAGGCCGGUUAUUUCCUCGUUGCUCUAGAUCAAUAUGCCAAACGCCUGGAGGCGAACGUCAUUGAUCCCAAAGUCGGUCCUGCCUCAGUGCAUGCAUCGUUGAUCAAAGGCGGGGAGGAAGCUUCAUCCUAUCCAGCUCGAUGCACAAUAACGAUUGAGCGCCGAACGAUUGCAGGCGAGACAGCCGGUCAAGUCGAGCAGGAGAUCCGGUCUCUGUUGGAGAAAAUUGCAAGCCAGGAUACCCAAUUCAAGUACGAUCUACGGGUCACCUUCGAGCGCUCUCCCUAUUCUCUGGCCUCGGAUCAUCCGUUCGCCGCGUUAGUCCAUCACCAUGUUGAACAGUCCCUAGGAGGGAACGUAUCCUUCCAUGGAGAUACAUUCUGGACGGACUGCGCCCUACUUGCGGACGCUGGGAUACCCGCGCUUCUCUGGGGACCACUCGGGGAAGGCUUGCAUGCGAAGGAAGAAUGGGUAGACGUGGCGUCAAUCCAGACUGUGUCUCAGACUUUGACUUCGAUUGCUCGCGAUUUCUGUAGUUAG